AUGAGGGUGACCCUCAAUUCCGGACGCCAGCAGCUUCUAGGCUCACGCAAAGUCCCAGGAAGCCUCUGCCGUGCAAAUAGAUGGCUUCCUUCAGGGCCUGUGAGCCCAUCAGCUGCGUCCGCUUCUGUUCCUCUCCUCCUCGUUACCCCAAGCUUCGCCCACUGGCUUGAUUCUUCUAGCCCCUUCUUGUCGCAAUUUCUCAGUCGCCUGUACGGAAACUCCUCCGGGGGUGAUACUCUUUAUGUCGUUGCAGCUGUGGUUGACACACUCCCAAAUACUAAAUCCGAAAGCCCAAAUUCAAGCGAGUCCGAAGGCCUGUCGCUUCUGGCAGUAGGACAAUCAGGUGUCCAGGCAAAGGCUGCACCGCCCCGUCUCAUUCGAAGCUCUGCCAGCGAAGAAACAAAUCUCUUGUUUUCAUUCCAAACCAAAGUGAUUGGUCAAACCAGCAAGGGACCUGCCCACGAGAUUGGAUUGCGCCUAGCGAACACUAUAUUCGUCAAUGGGAGAGAAACAACAAUCUUUGGUACACGCUGGCUUUGGGAUAAAGCCUCAAACGGAUAUUCUUUGGACAGUUCGAUCAAUCUCACAAGCUGCAUGUUUACGGCAACUUCCCAGGCCGUAGAUACCGCAUUGGAAUUGCCAUUGCAUCAAGUCACUGAACGACGAAGAGUCAUGACUAGCAUGGGGAAUAUUUUACGGCAACUGGCAAAAUCAACGGAUGCGACGUCGACGGACACAAUACCUGCUUCGUCGGAGCUCGAGAAGGAGCUUCCCCGCUAUAUCGCAGAACAUAAUAUCGUUGACCAGCGUGUAUCUGUAUGGGCGCUUGUUGAGAAACCUGACUUGGAGGUGGCCGAUUCAGGUUCAUCUACCCAGGAUCGCUUGAUCCAAUCUCUGCAUCAAGGUGGGAAACUGCACCGUGUCAUGAGUGGUGGAGGUGGAUGGGGAAAGAAGCAAGGCCUUCUUUCGCUGGAUCCCGAAGUCAGCUUCUCGGGGACUGCCAAUCGAGACGAUCUUGUCGCAUUGAGUCAAGUUUUCGAUCCUGAUACCGCACAGUUGGACACACUCCCUUCUAUUGAUGAGGGAAUUACUGUAGAUGAUCUGUCUCUACUUUCACAGGUUGCUACCGCAGGUGAUUAUAUUCAGUUCUUUGUGUCGGUACAACCGACUGGGGCACAGGGCAAAAUUUUGAGCAAUCAUGACUCGCAGGAAGAGCCUGUCAGCUAUCACUUUGGAAUGGUAGCUGAUUCGAUGGAAUUUGAGACUCAUGAAACGGACGAGGACAGCAAUGGGAUUAUUUCUCUGCCUCAUACCUUUGGAGCAUUGUCCGAGAAGGCGAUUGCCUACUCCCAACCCAUCAAAGGAGAGAUGGUAUCAGAGUCGUGCACAAAGCUGAAUAUUCCAGGAUGUCGAGUUAUUCUCGAAACUGUAUAA
Messenger RNA from Penicillium concentricum, 1434 nucleotides. RefSeq lists its product as uncharacterized. Lineage: Eukaryota; Fungi; Ascomycota; Eurotiomycetes; Eurotiales; Aspergillaceae. The transcript has 2 exons. The record is from RefSeq and is a predicted model, not a curated record. The coding region runs from base 1 to 1434 and encodes 477 amino acids.